Molecule: messenger RNA, 1726 nt
Organism: Cucurbita moschata (crookneck pumpkin)
Lineage: Eukaryota; Viridiplantae; Streptophyta; Magnoliopsida; Cucurbitales; Cucurbitaceae
Product: serine carboxypeptidase-like 20
Exons: 14
Coding region: 85-1566 (493 amino acids)
Biological process (GO): secondary metabolic process; proteolysis
Molecular function (GO): acyltransferase activity, transferring groups other than amino-acyl groups; serine-type carboxypeptidase activity
Source: RefSeq, a predicted model, not a curated record
AAACGAACCAAUGGCGUCACAAAUUCCUUGCAACUGCAGACCAAUCAAAACUCGCUUCAAUUUGGAGCUCCAGAUUCGACGGCCAUGGCGAAGACAAGGAGCUUAUCACUUCCUCCCUUUCUCUCGGCCGUUUCAAUCAUUUUCUUCUAUUUCUUUCUAUUGGCCAAUUCCGCACUCAUUUCGGAGCUCCCUGGUUUCUCCGGCUCUUUCCCUUCCAAGCACUACUCCGGGUAUGUGGAGAUCGACGAAAAGCACGGUAGGAAUCUGUUCUACUACUUCGUUGAAUCGGAGAGGAAUCCGAUUGAAGAUCCGGUGGUUCUGUGGCUGAAUGGCGGCCCUGGAUGCUCUAGUUUCGAUGGUUUCGUUUAUGAACACGGGCCAUUUAACUUUGAAGCAGCAAACACAUCGGACGGCCUUCCAAAACUUCAUCUUAAUCCAUACAGCUGGUCGAAGGUGUCCAACAUCAUAUACUUGGAUUCGCCUGCUGGAGUUGGUUUAUCUUAUUCAAAAGAUGAAUCGGAUUAUAAUACUGGUGACGUGAAGACUGCUCUUGAUUCACAUAGAUUUCUCCUUCAGUGGUUUAAGUUGUUCCCGCAGUUCCUGCCUAACCACUUUUACAUUGCUGGAGAGUCAUAUGCAGGAGUAUAUGUGCCAACUCUUGCCACCGAAGUUGUUAAAGGACUUGAGACUGGUGUAAAGCCCAUUCUGAACUUCAAGGGUUACUUGGUUGGAAAUGGAGUUGCAGAUGAUGUGUUUGAUGGAAAUGCUCUUGUUCCAUUUGCACAUGGGAUGGGGCUGAUCUCUGAUGAGCUAUUUCAGGAAGUUGAAAAUACAUGUAAAGGAAACUACUAUGAACCCACUGACAUGGCCUGUGAGGACAAGCUUGCCAGAGUUGACGAGUUGGUUGAUGGCUUAAACGUAUACAACAUUUUGGAACCUUGCUACCAUGCCCCUGAGAAGAUAAAGACCAAAAAUAUCGAGUUGCCGAGCAGCUUCCGAUUGCUUGGCGAGACCGAGAGGCCGCUUGCUGUGAGGAAGAGGAUGUUUGGUCGAGCCUGGCCUCUUAGAGCUCCUGUCAGAGCUGGCAUUGUUCCAAGUUGGUCCCAACUUCUUGGUGACACCGAAGUUCCAUGCACUAACGAUGAAGUUGCAACAGCAUGGUUGAACAAUGAAGCAGUGAGGAAAGCAAUCCAUGCUGACAAGAGUUUGGCAGGCAACUGGGAGCUAUGUACUGAUAAACUUAACUUUGACCACGAUGCUGGGAGCAUGAUCCCCUACCACAAAAACCUUACCUUGAAAGGAUAUCGAGCUCUUAUUUUCAGCGGCGAUCAUGAUAUGUGUGUUCCAUUCACUGGGAGCGAAGCUUGGGUUAGAUCACUUGGAUACAAGGUCGUCGAUGAAUGGAGGCCAUGGACGUCGAACGAACAAGUUGUCGGGUACUUGCGAAGCUACGAGAACAACCUAAUCUUUCUUACCAUUAAGGGAUCUGGACAUACUGUACCUGAAUACAAACCACGUGAAGCUUUAGAUUUUUACAGUCGAUUUUUGGGUGGAGAAGCAAUAUGAUAAGAGGUAGAGAUUGUUGCAGUUGAAUCCUACUACGUUGAAAAUGAUAAAUAAUGGCAACACAAUAUUAUUAGUGCUUGCUAUAUGCAUUAUCCUAUGUAGCUACUACCUAUGCACUUUCAAUGAAGCUAUGUUAGAGCUAAGGUGAUCCUAUUUUUAU